Molecule: messenger RNA, 2004 nt
Organism: Tachyglossus aculeatus (Australian echidna)
Lineage: Eukaryota; Metazoa; Chordata; Mammalia; Monotremata; Tachyglossidae
Gene: SLC46A3
Product: solute carrier family 46 member 3
Exons: 6
Coding region: 228-1616 (462 amino acids)
Biological process (GO): vacuolar transmembrane transport
Cellular component (GO): lysosomal membrane
Molecular function (GO): transmembrane transporter activity
Source: RefSeq, a predicted model, not a curated record
UUCCCCCUCCUGUCAGUCCUCCCUCUCCCGGUCCCGUCCCUCCCCCGUAAACUCGUGGGGCGGCCUGGCCUCGGCCCUGCCCCCUCCCCGCAGGCAUGUGACCGCGGGAGCGCCGGUCGCCGGGGUUCCUGGUGGCCAGCUGGGCUUGGGGUCGUUCUGCACGAGCCCUGACACCCCCCCAGCCCCCCAGGAAGAGUCGAACGGGAUGAUUAAACCAAACCUCCAAAAUGAAGAAGAUUAUGUUCAUAGAACCUGCCGUUUUUCUUCACGCAUUUGCCAUGUCUCUGUCCACACCACUGACAACCCAGUAUGUCUAUCGGAGAAUCUGGGAAGAAACAACCAACUACAGUUUUGCACAGAAUAGCAAUAUUUCAGAGUGUGGAGAGAACAAAAGCAAUCCAAUCUAUAUCAUUCAGAAGGAAGUUCAGAAAAAGGCCUCCCUAUUUAACCUGCAGAUGGACUUGAGCGGAUUAAUCCCCGGCCUCGUGGUCACCUUCAUUCUUCUAUCCAACAGUGACCGUCGAGGACGCAAGCACCCUAUACUCCUCUCUUCCCUGGGUGCCCUGGGCACCAGCGUUUGGCUCAGCGUGCUUUCCUAUUUCUCCUUGCCCCUCUACCUUCUGAUAGCAUCGUCCUUUCUGGGGGCGCUCCUCGGCAACUUCACGACUUUCUUCGGAGGGUGCAUGGCCUUUAUCGUGGACCAGUGUAAGGAGGAGAAAAAGAAAACGAUCCGGAUAGCGAUCGUUGACCUAAUCCUCGGACUGGUCAUGGGCCUGACGGGGCUGUCUUCCGGCUACUUCAUAAGAGAACUAGGUUUUACGUGGUCAUUUUUAAUCACUGCUCUGGCGCUGGCGUGUAAUUUGAUCUACAUUUUCUUUUGCCUGGAGGACCCAGAAAGCCCACCUCCAACCCAGGAUGCUUCAGGGACCUGCAGCGAGGGCAUCAAGAAACUGUUCUCCGGCAUUCACCAGCUUUUUAAAAACGCUUCUCGCAAGCGACGGACGUUGAUCUCUCUGUUGCUCUUCACAAUGGUUACCUAUUUCACCGUCCUCGUCGGGGAAAGCCCCAUCUUUAUUCUUUACGAGCUGAACGCGCCUCUCUGUUGGAAUGAGGUCUUCAUAGGGUACGGCUCGGCCCUAGGAAGUAUUUCUUUUUUGAGCAGUUUUCUCGGGAUAUGGUUUUUUUCUUACUGUCUCAAAGAUAGCCACAUGGCCUUCAUUGGGAUUCUGACCACUAUUGGUGGAAUGGCUAUGGCAGGCUUCGCCACAACCACGUUGUUGAUGUUUUUAGUCAGGCUGCUGUUCCUUUUUGCUUUCAUACCCAUGUCAGUCUUACGGGCUAUGCUGUCUAAAGUGGUUCGGGCUACAGAACAAGGGACACUGUUCGCCUGCAUCUCCUUCCUGGAGACCCUGUCCGGGGCCACCGCCGUUUCGGCUUUCAACGGAAUUUAUUCCGCCACCGUCGGGUGGUUCUCCGGCUUCACUUUCCUGCUCUCCGCCGGCCUCUUGCUAAUUCCCUUGACCAGCCUAUGCGUUGUGAUGUGCGUCAGCUGGGAUGAAGAGGACAGGACCCGCCUUCUGCAAGACGGAGAGCCCGAAGAAAGUUCCCACGGUUGACCCGCCCUCCUGUCCUGCCCCCCAGCCAACGGGGCCCACGCACUGACCUUGGGCCCUGGACGGCAGAGAAUUCGCCCAAGGCAGGAAGGAAGCCCUAGAUGGGAGAGGACCGUUCGCUUUUGACUGGGGAAAGGUGAAAAAGAUGGGCUCUGUUUUGAGCUAAGAAACCCAGCUGUCGGAGAGUCACCCGCGUUGUCUAUCACAGCGCCUCUUGAACCUCGGCAUCCUCACCUGAAAAUGAAUGUCGUCGUUGACCCUACCUAGCCCAGCGUGCCUGGAAGAGGAAAGACGAGACAGUGGAGGUGGCUACCAGCUUAUGGCCCCCUGCCUUUUUAAAAAUGGUAUUUGCUAAGCACUUGUGGGGCUCAUUCAUUCAAUCGUAUUUAUU